Messenger RNA from Styela clava, 6160 nucleotides. RefSeq lists its product as uncharacterized. The record is from RefSeq and is a predicted model, not a curated record. Gene Ontology annotation, molecular function: calcium channel activity; protein binding. Gene Ontology annotation, cellular component: membrane. Gene Ontology annotation, biological process: calcium ion transmembrane transport. Lineage: Eukaryota; Metazoa; Chordata; Ascidiacea; Stolidobranchia; Styelidae.
GUAAAGUAAAAUAUGAAAUAGAAAUGGCAAACAAAUUAUCUAGCGAGUGGCUAUUUGGUUGCUACCAGAUUACUAAAUUAAUUUAAGUAAUUGUUUUUAACGAGGACAAACAUAUAGAUUUAUGUAGAGCUGGUUAUCUUAAUUAAAAUGCUAUGUUGCGGCGCAUUAUGUUUUUCGAUUAUUAUAUCUAAGUAUCUGUUUGGGCAAUACGAUGUCUGGAAAAAGAGAAACUUCCAAAACAAAUUCCGAUUCAUCUCCGGAUAAAUCGAACUCGGAAAGAAACAAUGAACACGAAAACGGCAGUGAGGAUAUUCCAAAAAGUUUUAGAUGGGAAACACUUCAGGAAGAAUCAGAUGAAGACGACGAUAUAAAAUCACAAACAGACGAAAUCGAAAGUAUCAAAGAUAUAAGUGUCGAACAAAAGUCUCCUCCAACUAAACCACCGGUGAAAGUAGGCAGAGAUGUUGGAAGUAAAAACGAGGGAAAGCUUCAUCGUAAAAAGUCUUCAGCACGCAUUAAUCGACGCCAAUCAACAUCAUCUACUUGGACUGCGUCUACUUCAAAAGAAUCGUCAAAUUCGAAGACAAAUCCAUUUAAAUCAUCGCCAUCUUCGGCCUCUAUUGCUCAUAUAGGUACUGAUCCACCAUCGAAACAAAUUCCAAACGACACAUUGUCGAUUGCAAGUGGGUCAACAGUGGGUGAUGGUAUGAGUAAAAUUCUUUAUCAUGCUUUGAAAGGAGAGUGGGCUCAAGUAGAAUUGCUUAUAAGAUAUUGUCAAAAAGGAGAUCCGGAAUUGUUUGUUGUCGACGACGACACUGGAAUAAAUCCCUUCAUGCUGGCAGCUCGUGACAACAAAUUAAUCAUUGUUGAAAGGCUGAUUGAACUUGGAAUAAACGUCAACGAUAGGGCGAGGGAUGGACGAAAUGCCCUACAUUUUGCGGCGGCUUCUGCGAAAGAAGAUGUCGUAAACGUAUUGCUCAAGAAGCGAACUGAUUGCACCGUAAAGGGUGGAGAAAAAGAACAGCUUCCCUUACAUAUGGCUUGUUCUCGUUCGGGCAGUGACUCAAGGAGUAUUAUGCAGUUGCUACUGAAAACUACACCAGCAAGUAUGAGACUUCUUCCAGAUAAGGACGGAAACAUACCUCUGUUUUUAUCAAUUGAAUCUGGCAACCAAGGAGCUUGUAAAGAUUUACUAACGUCACACUCAGAGCAACAACUAAAGUAUGAAAAGUCAGGAAGUCUCGAUAUUGCCCUUCAUCUUGCCUGCAGGAGACGAGAUUUGGAAAUGGUUCGAAUGUUCGCUGACUACAACACGCCCGUUAAUAAUAAGAAUGCCGAUGGCAAAACAUCUUUGCAUAUUGCAGCAUACAUGGGGGAUGAAGCAAUCGUUAAAUAUUUGUACACAAUGAAAGCAGAUCCUAACGUUUAUGAUCACAUAGAUAGAUCUCCGUUACACGUUGCUGCUGAACAAGGUCAUACGGGAGUAGUUGAUGUUCUCACUGACAAGUUUAAGAGCUCAGUUCUAGCAAGAACAAAGGACGGAAGCACAUUAAUGCAUAUUGCAGCUCAGUGCGGUCACCCUGACACAGCAAUUGCGUUUUUGAAAAAAGGUGUGCCUCUUCACAUGCCAAAUAAAUCAGGUGCUGUUUGUCUUCAUGCCGCUGCGAAGAAUGGUCAUACAGUCGUCGUCAAAGCCUUGUUGACUAAAGGAGCGCAUGUGGAAGCAAGAACAAAAGACAAUUUCACAGCCUUGCAUGUUGCUGUGCAACAUUGUCGCCCACUUGUUGUACAGAUGCUACUUGGGUAUGGUGCCCCUGUACAAGUCGCCGGCGGAAAGUUGCAAGAAACACCUCUACAUCUUGCGUCGAAAAUUAAAGGAGGAGAUAAAGUUGCUGAGAUGCUGUUGAAAUCUGGCGCUGAGCCUAACUGCCCCCGCGAGGACGGAGAAACAGCGGUUCAUAUGGCUGCAAGGAAUGGACAUGUUGAUACAUUUAAACUGUUACUGGAAGAGAGUGGAAGCAUCAUGCUUCAAUCCAAGAUGGAUGAAAACCCUCUCCAUGUUGCUGUACGACAUUGUCGUUGGCAUAUCGUGAAAGAAGCCAUAAAAUUUCUUGAACAACAGAGCAAAUUAGACGUUGCCAUAUGCAUCAACAUGGAAAAUAAGGAAGGCGAAACUUCAGUUCAUCUAGCUGCGGAAUUGACGUCAGAGAGAUCUCAUUUUAACUCAGAGGAAGAAAAUAUCAUGUCUCUUCUGUUACAACAUGGCGGAGAUUUGAAUUAUUGCACCAAAUUAACACAGGAAACUCCAUUACAUUACGCAGCAAGAUCGGGAAACGAAGGAAUUCUCAAAAUAUUUAUCGACAGGAUCGGACCAGCAAAUAUGCCAACAACUAUAAACAAACAAGCAAAGAACGGAUGGUCUCCGUUAUUGUUUGCGAGUGAAGAAGGACACGAUAACUGUGUUUACGCGCUAUUGAAGCAACAAGCAAGAGUGGAUGUGUUUGAUGAGAAUGGCAAGGCAGCACUCCACUUGGCAGCGGAAAAUGGCCGACUUGAAAUAGCAGUAAUGUUAUUGAAAUACAAAGCAUUUGUCAACGCGAAAACCAAAUUGGGUUUAACACCUUUGCACCUUGCAGCACAAAAUGGAUAUAAUGAUUUAGUGAAAAUCUUGAUUGAAAUGCAUGAUGCGUCGAUUGAUGCCAGAAGUUUGGACAAGAAAACUCCUUUGCAUAAAGCUGCAGAAAACGGUCAAUAUGACGUUUGUGAAUCUCUACUCAACGCCGGUGCAAAUGUGCAGAUGGUUGAUAACAAAGGGCAGACACCUCUUCAUCUGGCUGCGGAGAAUGAUCAUUCUAAAGUUGUAGAACAAUUUCUUAUGCAUCAACCUGAAUUGGUAACGAUGACCAAUAAAGCUGGUUCAACCUGUGCUCAUAUUGCAGCCUCCAAGGGCAGUGUAGCUGUCAUUGUUGAACUACUUAAAUUUGAUGCGGACAACGUGACAAAAUUCCGUAAUAAGACGUCUCAAACUGCUUUACUGUUGGCGGCCAAAGGAGGACAUGCUGAUGUUGUGAAAAAGUUGAUCUAUUCUGGUGCGAGAGUGAUGGACGAAGAUGCAGAAGGAAUGAAUGCUCUUCAUCUACUAGCUAAGUAUGGACAUACGCACGUAAUCGAUUCCAUCAAAAAUAACAAGGAUCAGUUGUGGAGAAUGACGAGCAGUAAAACAGGUUUCAACGCGCUGCAUGUUGCCACACAAUUUGGAAAGGAAGAGUUUGCCAGAGAAAUGCUCAUAUUUAUAAGUGCAACCGUUGCAAGUGAAGCUUCAGCAAAUCGACAAGAUAAUGUUAAGGAUACAUCUCAAGAGUACGGAUUCACUCCUCUUCACCUUGCAUCGCAAUCUGGCCACGUUAAUCUUGUUCGAAUGAUUCUCAACUGCCCUGGUGUGAAUGUUUCUGCCGGCACUGCCGUACAGAAUAUGACGCCACUGCAUUUGUCGGCCCAAUGUGGUCAUACUGCAGUUGUUGGUCUUCUCCUCAGUAAGGAUCUGGAUCAACUCGGAGCAAAAGACGCACAAGGGUUUACUAGCCUCCAUUAUGCUGCUUGUAAUGGACAUCUUGAAAUGGUGUCACUUCUUUUGGGACAAGGAGCAAAAAUUGACACAUCAGAUAAAAAUAACUGGACGCCGUUACAUCUUGCCGCCAAAUCUGGUUAUCUUGAGAUGGUGAAAUUGCUGACUGAAGGAGGCGCUUCUACUACUGCCGAAACAAAUAAUGGAAAAAUUCCAAUUCAACACGCUGCUGCAGCAGGACAUUACGCCGUUGUCAGCUAUCUUUUGAAGCAAAAUCACAACACUCAUACUUUACUGGAGGAUCGAACAUUUGUGGUUGAUUUGAUGAGAAUUGCGGUGGCAAGUUCACCAAGUGCCCCUGAGUCAAAUGCUCCGACCUAUAUGGCCGCUCAAGGGGGUUCAAUUCCGAUGCCCGUUGUCUCAUCUGACAGUAGGCCUGCAACUCCUCGAGGUCGCGCGGGAAGAGUACCGGCACACUUACUGCCACAAGUGUCAAUAGAAAGAGUUCCGGCUACCGCUGGGAAUUCAUCAGGAAAAAAGAUGGAAAUAUUGCAAGAGUUUGUUCUCGUUUCGCCAGCACCACUUGAAACUGCAGCCAAACUUUCUCGUGCUUUCAUGCUUCUAAGUAACAGGGUCAAAGAAGAAGCAAAAGGAUUGCAGGAAUGUGCCAGAUUCAGUGAAUCGUUAGCUGUAGAACUUUUGGGUAUAUGCAGUGCACCAAAAGGCGCAAACGAUAUUUUGAAAGCAACAGACAACAAAGGCGUUCCAUUUCUUGAUGUUUUAAUUGACUGUGAACAGAAGAAUGUGAUUGCAGAUCCAGCAGUACAGAAAUAUCUCUCAGACGUGUGGGUCGGAAAUCUAAAAUGGUCGGAUGGUCGCCUGAUACUACUUUGCUUCAGUUUUCUACUUUGUCCACCAGUUUGGAUAUUUUUCUCUCUUCCUAUUGAUGUAGGAUUGAACAAAGUUCCAAUUAUAAAGUUUAUUGUGUAUCUCGUUAGCCAUAUUUAUCUGGUACUAUUAUUUAUCAUUACAUGUGCAGUUCCACUCGAUCCAAUAUACAGCGCGAAACGACUGGACUUGAUUCCGCCAUGGUACGAAUGGUUGCUUUUAGUUUGGGUAUCUGGAGUAUUGGUCAAUGAAUUAACCAGUCCUACAGAUCGAACUGGAAUUGGUUGGGUCAGAACAUUAAUUCUGAGUCUCUGCGCGAUAUCUGUUGUUGUACAUCUUGUUGGAUUUGCAUUUAAUGACGAUAGACAAAGGCAAGAGAUUAUAUAUGCAAGAAAUAUGUUCUUAUCUGCUGCAAUGACUUUAUCCUUUGUGCAGUUUCUUGAAUUCUUGAGUUUUCACUACCUCUUCGGACCAUGGUCAAUCAUAAUAGAAGGUUUAUUGAAAGAUUUAUUCAAGUUCGGAGUCAUUGUUCUGAUGUUCAUGAUUGCAUUUACAAUGUGGCUUGCAGCAGUGUAUCAGCCAGUUUAUCAAUGCGAAGGUAAAACGGGGAGUUAUUGUCCAAACGAAACCAUACCGAUUGUCGAUAACGGACUUACUUAUGAUCCUCAACACAUCCAGUAUCCACAAUAUUCUUUUCAACUUAUAUUUUUUGCUUUGUUUGGUCUUAUCGAGCCCGAUGUCCUGCCGCCUGUUAGCAGAAAUCCUGUUUUUACAAUUUACCUUGUGCAAUUCGUAUUUGGUCUUUACAACAUCAUAAUGUUGAUUGUUCUUAUUAAUCUACUCAUUGCCAUGAUGUCUGAUACAUAUCAAAGAAUUGAGGCUCAGUCUGAUACAGAAUGGAAGUUUGGUCGCUCAAAACUUAUUCGUAAUAUGAAGAAAACUACGCUUUCUCCUGCACCUUUAAAUUUGAUGACAACUUUAUAUCAAUAUGCAAAAUUAUGCUACAAGCACAAAGGACGUGUCUGUGAUCCGAGUACAAACUUAAACACCGAAAUGGAUGAUAUUGAAAGUUUACCUGACUCAAGAUCCCCGGAUGCUCAUAUCAAUCAAACAUGGAGAUUAAAGAAAAGAAAACCAGGAAAUCGAGGAGUUUCACCGUCGAUGUCUUCAAUGCCUUUAAAUGAUGCAAAUUCACUUCAUCGACAAAAGUCAUUACAAGAUAUUGUGAGAUGGAGCGACAUUAGGCAGAAAUUUUGGACGAUUAAGGGCAAGGACGUCUCAUCAGAUCUUGAUGGUGGCGGAUACUCAAUUCUUGCAGAGAAAGAUGAGCAAAGAUAUGACAAGACAAACGGUAUUUCGCCAUAUGUAUAUAACAACAAUGGGGCAGCGUUAGGAUCUUCAGAUUCAAAUCUUCCAUUGCCGGGAAAGGUUAUAGAAGACAAUGAUCGCGAAUCUGUUGCUUGAUUACAGACGGUUUCAAAGAUUGUAUUAUUUGGGCUUAUUCCAAAGUCAUAUUAUGCUAAUUAUUUAAUUUUCGAAUAAAUGUUAAAAGUAUACAAAUGAGGAAAUUUGACUUUGUACAUAUCGUAUUCAUUUUUGCCUGAUCUUUUAGUGGGCGACGUUGACUAUUGUUGUAAAAAUGUUGGAGGCAUUUAGGUUUCAAAUAUUACGCAAAGGCAUUUGAUUUUAAACCGUUAUGACUUAUGA